Molecule: messenger RNA, 294 nt
Organism: Fusarium venenatum
Lineage: Eukaryota; Fungi; Ascomycota; Sordariomycetes; Hypocreales; Nectriaceae
Source: RefSeq, a predicted model, not a curated record
AUGCACAGCCUUUCUAAAAGCGAUGGUCUGCGUUCCUCGUUUUUCGGAUCAAGUACUAGCGGGUCACUCUGCUCUGCUGCGAGUCUCGACUGGGAAAUUGCGAGCUCACCGUCCGUCUUUCAUGGCAACACCGAGGAGAAGACGAGAACUCUUCUGUCAGGUCAGAUGCUCCUCGAUGUCAAAGAAGACUCUAUCGAGGUCAAGGGAUGUACCAUCAGUGCUAAAAAGCCAAUUCAUAUUGUGCUUGACGGCAAGCUUCGACUUCGCAAGUGGGGUUGUGUAGAAGAAAGAUGA